This is a messenger RNA of Plasmodium vinckei vinckei, 513 nucleotides long. Its product is annotated as early transcribed membrane protein. Bases 1 to 513 code for a protein of 170 amino acids. The record is from RefSeq and is a predicted model, not a curated record. The transcript has a single exon. Lineage: Eukaryota; Apicomplexa; Aconoidasida; Haemosporida; Plasmodiidae.
AUGAAAUUAACAAAAGCAAUAUAUUUUAUUGCCUUUUUAUUGGCCAUAAACGUAAUAGUCCCAGGAUCUAAUAAUUACGUACAAGCUAAAGCAGAUGAUUCAAACAAUGGAGUAAAGAAGGAUGGCAAACAGUCCCUUGGUGAAAUGAUUAAAAAUAACAAAGCUGCAUUUAUAUCUACAUUACUUGCAACAUUAGCAUUAGCAGCUGGUACUACUUAUGGUGCAAUUCAUUAUCACAAACACGGUACUUUAGCAAACUUAUUCGGAGGCGGUAAAUCACGCAAAAAAAAACCCUUAAAAAAAGAGGACUAUCUUAAAAUCCCAAAAAGUGGACGUCCUCAAAAAAAAGCCCCACCAGUUUUAACUCCAGUUUCUGAUGGACUUACAGCAAUUACUAUAAUAGAAGGUGGCGGAAGAACCCCAGCCGCCCCAUAUACUGUAAAAAUCCCUAAACCUGAAAAACCCGAUAAUUCCUAUAAAAUUGAUGAUUUGAUUAAUAAUUCAAAGCAUUAA